Messenger RNA from Punica granatum (pomegranate), 1456 nucleotides. The record is from RefSeq and is a predicted model, not a curated record. Lineage: Eukaryota; Viridiplantae; Streptophyta; Magnoliopsida; Myrtales; Lythraceae.
CAAUUUCACAUCUGAAGAAAAAAUUUCUGUUUUCACCGCAAAUUGUUUUUCAUUUUUCACUCCCUUUAUUUUUCUGCAAGUUUCCGGCUGGUAAUUUCUUGCUAAGCUUCACUCAAGCUGUAACCUUGAACUUCCAUGGCGGUGUAGAAGGCUUCAGUCCUCAAGACCCACCUGCCGGAACAUCCUUACCAAAGCCUUUGAGUGCAGGCAGAGCUUUCAUGAGUUUGAUUACUGAGGUUUCAGAGGGUCGUUAGGGUUUUUCUUUGUGAGCGUGAGUUCAUAUAUAAAUGGAGGGAAAGGAGGAAGUUAUGGUGGGAGUGACGGUCAUGAAGGGCGAGGAAGCUCCGGAGAGCUACAGGGUGGCUCCCAGAACCGAAAGUCCACGUCAGCCUGAUGGUCCCCCGGCUGCUGGUGCUGCUGCUGCUCCUGCUCCGGCGGCGGGGUCGGCUGCUCCGGCGAGCUCGGAGGUGAAGAAGAAGCGAGGAAGGCCGAGGAAGUACGGGCCCGACGGGGUGGCCCUGUCGCCAAUGCCGAUCUCGUCUUCCAUCCCGCUGUGGCAGCAGAAUAAGCAGAAGAUCAAGAAGAAGCAUAAACUUCAGUUCUACAGCUCAGGAGAGAAGCUCGCAUUCUUCGUUGGCGGUAACUUUACGCCACACAUGAUCACCGUUAAUCCCGGUGAGGACGUCACUAUGAAGGUCAUGUCGUUCUCUCAGCAAGGAUCUCGAGCCAUUUGUGUGCUUUCCGCAAACGGUACAAUCUCGAAUGUCACACUUCGUCAACCUACUUCUUGUGGGGGUACCUUAACAUACGAGGGUCGAUUCGAGAUCCUCUCAUUAUCGGGAUCGUUUACUCCAACUGAGAGUGGAGGAGCUGGGAGUAGAUCUGGUGGGAUGAGCAUUUCCUUGGCGGGACCCGAUGGCCGCGUUCUUGGAGGAGGACUCGCAGGCCUCUUGAUCGCUGCAGGGCCCGUGCAGGUCGUGGUUGGAAGUUUUAUAUCGGGUCACCAGCUGCAACAGAAGCCUAAGAAGCAACGUGCUGGACCAGCACCAACUCCUCCCAAUGUGGCUGGUCGAGAAGAAAUGGGCCGAUCAUGUGGCGGGUUGGAGCCGAAUAUUUCGUCAGCCUCCGCCUAUAAAGCAGAGAACCCAGCGCGAAUUGAGGACCCGGGGAUUCUGAUGACCGAGAAUAACAUUUCCUUCUCCGAAGAAGAAUCUAACGGCCCCAGCUGAUUAUUUUCAUUCCUAGGCCAGUUGUUUGUGGAUGAUCUGUUCCUAAUUAAUUUUCUACCUCUGUUAUCUGUUGGUCUUGCCCUGCUCUUCUGAGGCAAUGGCAUGGAUCACUUGAGGAUCUCUGUCUCUGACAAGGUUAGGUUGUGACAUUUGCUGAUGAUUCUGUGUACUGUUAGGCACUCCUUAGGUACUUCUCCUUCAAUUGGUUAACAAAUAUUUCCGGAUCA